This is a messenger RNA of Phytophthora sojae, 1875 nucleotides long. RefSeq lists its product as hypothetical. Lineage: Eukaryota; Oomycota; Peronosporomycetes; Peronosporales; Peronosporaceae. The record is from RefSeq and is a predicted model, not a curated record. The transcript has 4 exons. The coding region runs from base 1 to 1875 and encodes 624 amino acids. Gene Ontology annotation, molecular function: nucleic acid binding.
AUGACUGCCAAGAGUAGUGAAGAAGUGGCCGUGUAUACGAAGGGCGAGUCAUCGCCGACAGGUCAACUGACGUUACGAGCAACAACCAAGAAGAAGAAGAAGAAGAAGAAGAAGCUGAUGAAGAAGAACAUGGCGACAGGAUCUCAAUCCGCGGUACCAGCAACUCCGAUGAAGUCCGGCGGAACGCGCGGCGACGACUCGACGGCGGUCUUGAUCACACCGCAGCCCGACCCGAUUGCUGAGCGCAACGUCAGCUUCGACGAGCCGAUGACUGGAUCCGACGCCAAGGAUGAAGAGAUGGAUGAAGAAUACGACGACUACCUGGAGGAGAAGGCGCCUGAGCCAGCGGUGGUGACACCCGAGACUCCUCUUGCGAGCGAGGUGGAAGACGAUGCGCCUCCCAUAACGCGCAACCUCGCAGACGAACGGGAUGAUUUGAACAGCCCCAAACGUGCCGACUAUGGCCCGGGUGCAUUUGAAGACAGCGGCAAGGAGGCAUUACAUGCACGUGCCCUGAAGAACCCACGUGACGGUGGCACCGAUGACUCAGCGGAUCCGGGGACGACGAGUGACGGUUCUGACGGCUUGCCAGGGGGCAAUGAUCCGGAACCGAGCUCCUUGGGACCGGGCAGAAGCAGUCAAGUCGCUCCCGACGACUCGCCAGCCGAUCCACAAGUGGCCGAAAUUGCCUCCGAUCAACCCUCGAUAACUCAGUUCCCGACUGUGGCGACAAACGGUGACACUCCGGAUUUGAAACCGCAUUGUGACCUGACCAAUGAAGCACCGACAACUCAUCUGGUCCCCCGUUACGACGCACACACUCCCCUCGCUAUGCCGGAGCAUACCUGUAUGUCGGUGAUGGGCGUACUGGGCAUGGACGAGGAUGAUGUGACAAAUGACAGCGCGUGGCUACCGACUGGAAGUUUCCCGACGACUCCUACUGCGCAAAGCCUCUCACAUACACGGCUCCCGAAUAGUCAUACGGGGUGCGUGGUAUCUUUCGCGGGCUUGACACAGCCUGGACAGUAUGGUGCAGGUGGAAGCUGUGCAUGGAUUGUGUGGCGCCUACCGGAGUGGAAAUUGAUGAUUGCCGCGAACGCUUACCUCGCCGACACGACGAGCCACCUUGCCCAGAGCGCCGGUAUGACAUACGGCGUGCUGGCGGCUUUGCAACUCGGUGCCGACGACUUGGUGGUUGUUAGCAAUUCAAGGCUGGCGUUGUUGCACUCGCUAGGGGCAGCUGAUUCCGGGGCGAUGACUCAACCAAGUUACCACGAGGAGGUCAAGGCCCGACUGCGAUCUGUGAGAUACAUUCACGUCGCACAGGAAUGCAAUGCUGCCGCUGACUCGCUAGCUUCUGAAUCGUUGGAAUCUCAGACGUCGAAGGUGGUUUUGAGUGGCGAUAGGAUGGCCGCGCUCUGUGAGCUCAACCAACUCCAAGCUGUGAUCUACAAAACCGAUCCGGACGGGAUAUCCCCGCAGAACGUGCUUCCCGGUGAUUCUUUUCGGUUCCAAGAUCUCCCCAGCAGUAAUUCGAGGAGCAUUGAGCCUACCAUGGCUGCGCCGAUGACUCGUUCACAAACCACGCCCAAGAUGAAGCUGCUGAUACGGACCGACAAGUCAAUGACACCAAUCCCGACGACUGGUGAAUCCGGAUUCUGCGCAGACAGUGCAAGUCAGCCGGAGCACGGACAGCCUGACAGCAUGCCGAGUUCUCGCGUCAACUGGGUCAGCCGCAUCCGGCCGUACAUGGAACGGGGCAAACCGACUGAUGAAAACAAGGUCGCUACGUGCAAGGCUCUGCUGUCUACAAGCGCCAAGGUUGCUACACGUGGACUGUGCCGAAAGAGUGUCGAGGCUGUGAGCAACGCCUAG